This is a messenger RNA of Oncorhynchus gorbuscha (pink salmon), 739 nucleotides long. Its product is annotated as calcium uniporter regulatory subunit MCUb, mitochondrial-like. The transcript is spliced from 4 exons. The coding region runs from base 248 to 739 and encodes 163 amino acids. NCBI's taxonomy places the organism in Eukaryota, Metazoa, Chordata, Actinopteri, Salmoniformes, Salmonidae. The record is from RefSeq and is a predicted model, not a curated record.
AUAAAGUCUGUCACGCGGGCGCGCGCUGCUUGUCACCACUGACUGUUGCACACGGAGGAAACGGUACGCUGCUCUCUCUCGGGCUGUGCUCAGACCCUAUCUCUUAUCUCACCCGCCCUCGGUCUGUUUACACGCAAAACAGUCCGUUGUUGACUGGAAUACGAUACGAAGAUCCUGCUACUAGGCAGGUUUCCUACACGUGUUCUACUGCUCAGUAUGCCAGAACGCAUGGACUAAUUUAACGACGAUGGCUUCGUUGCGAAUGGUCGCCAAACUCCGUGCUGGAGUUGUCGGAUGUACUAAACCGUUCCCCUACGCACUCAAAACAACCCGAUCUCCGGUGAAAUUACUGCAUACGAUCCAUCCCAGACAGCCACAGUGGAGGUGUCCUCCCCAAGUGGUCUUCUGCAGUACUGUAGCACCCUCUAGUGAUGUGGUGUUGCAGUAUAAACAUGGACGACCGAUGCUGGCUGUGCCGCUACCCUCCAGGCAGGAGAGCUGUCUGUUCUUCCUCAGGCCCAUGUUAAUGACUGUAGGAGACCUCAUCCACGACCUGCAGAGAGAAGACCCAGGAGUCACCUCUGCCUCUGUGCUCACCAAAGAUGGUGCCCGGGUAGCUAACAGCACCUCUAUAGACACCACCUCCUGGACAAAGACUUCCAGCUCCUCAUCAAUGAUGCUGUUACAACAUCCACUCCCUGAAAGAGGUGAAGCAACUCUCCAAAACAUAAAUAGUUGA